AUGGGAAGCAAAGAGGGUUGGGUUGUGGAAUUCUUAUUGAGGUUGACAAACGUGACUCGCUUCCAUAUCAUGGCUAAGCCGAAAGCUUCUACUGCUGCUUUUUUCACUGGAUUUGCGUAUGGCGACUAUAGGGAAGGGAGUAUCAAGGAUUUGAUGACCCAAGAAAAUGUCGAGCGAUUAACCAGAGACUACGAGACAAGGCGUGAGCUUUAUCCCUUAAAUUCGUGGUUUUGGAUUACUAGUUUUAUUCGUUUAGCUAGAGUAUAA
Molecule: messenger RNA, 267 nt
Organism: Arabis nemorensis
Lineage: Eukaryota; Viridiplantae; Streptophyta; Magnoliopsida; Brassicales; Brassicaceae
Source: the annotation of a GenBank genome assembly